Pestalotiopsis fici W106-1 is the source of this 1284-nucleotide messenger RNA. RefSeq lists its product as uncharacterized. Lineage: Eukaryota; Fungi; Ascomycota; Sordariomycetes; Amphisphaeriales; Sporocadaceae. The transcript has a single exon. The record is from RefSeq and is a predicted model, not a curated record. Gene Ontology annotation, biological process: DNA-templated transcription initiation. Gene Ontology annotation, cellular component: RNA polymerase I complex. Bases 1 to 1284 code for a protein of 427 amino acids.
AUGUCUUCGGAUAAAAAGGAGAAAAGGUCCAAGCGGGACAAGAGCGAUCACAAGUCCAAGAAGCGCAAUCGCGACCUCGAGGCGCAACCCGAAGAGGAACACAGACACAAGCGAUCCAAGAGCGAAGCGCCAGGCGCAGACGACCAAGAAACGCCGGCAAAAGCCAACGUCGAGCAGACAGCCACCGAGGAUGCCCCCGUACAAAGCGGCAAGGCUCGUAGGAGCGAAAAGAGAAAGAAGAAGCGACAAUCGCAGGGUGCAGAGGACGGCGAAACGGCGGCCGGCGACGUUUCCAUGACGGAUGCAAUGGAUCAGGACAAUGUCCCGGCAGCCGAUGCUGUUCAAGACGAGAAAAAGCACAAGAAGGAGAAGCGCCGCAAGAACAAGGAGGCAGAAGCUACGGAAGAGACACAGGACGCCACGAACAGCACCUCUCACCAACCCUUUGGCAAACUCCCUGAGCAACCAUACCCAUUCUUUACGCAAAAGGUGUCACAGUAUUUGCCGCUUUAUCCUCUUGGUAUGAUUGAGCCAGUAGAGGGGUAUGCAGAGCAACAUCUCAAACCCUUGAUGAAUCACUACGUCCCAACAUUCCAAGGUGUGCUUUUGGGCUAUCAUGAUGUGCAGGUGGGAGAAGCUCCCGGAAAGGGCUCUCUCACAGAGGAUAGCGACGAUACCCAAGAAGCUCUAUUAGAGUCGAUAGACGAAUAUGCCGUGAGCUUUGGCUGGUUGACGGCAAAGCUCGACCUUUUUAAACCGACCCGAGGUGCUUGGAUGGAGGGCACCGUCAACAUGCAGACCGAAGGACACUUGGGCGUUGUCUGCUGGAACAUGUUUAACGCUUCAAUCGAGGCUGGUCGUCUGCCCAAGGGUUGGCGAUGGGUUAGUCUACUCGACGGCAAGCAGGGAUCUGAAGAGUUUACGCCAGAGGACGAGGACGGGCAGCUGCACACGACCGGGUACUGGGUAGACAAGGAGGGCCAACGAGUACGAGACAAGAUUCGAUUUCAAAUCAAGAAUUUUGAAGUUGGUGUAAGCGGCGAUUAUGGAUAUCUCAGCAUCGAAGGCACAAUGCUUGACCCCGAAGCAGAACAACAAAAGGUUGCCGACGAACUCGAGAAGCUGCGCCGGUGGAAACUCAAGAAUGGCGCAUCGCGAAAGGAACACAAGAAAUUGCCAGAUUUUAGUAUGACCAAGUUUGGUAUGGACGAAGAGCAGGAAGACGAGACACAGCGAGCAGAGGUUUGGAAGGGCAGUCGGCCGGCAAGCGAGACUGCCGAGUAA